Prosopis cineraria is the source of this 798-nucleotide messenger RNA. Its product is annotated as ervatamin-B-like. The transcript is spliced from 4 exons. The record is from RefSeq and is a predicted model, not a curated record. The coding region runs from base 1 to 798 and encodes 265 amino acids. Gene Ontology annotation, cellular component: lysosome. NCBI's taxonomy places the organism in Eukaryota, Viridiplantae, Streptophyta, Magnoliopsida, Fabales, Fabaceae. Gene Ontology annotation, molecular function: cysteine-type endopeptidase activity.
AUGAGUUAUGAAGAGUUCAGCGAAAUCUAUCUACGUGAGAGAAAGCCGCCCCAUAUCAAAAGCAACUUGGCCAAUGUGGUGUUCAACGACGAAUCAUGUGUUGCACCUUCUUCCUGGGACUGGGGAGAAAAGGCAGCUGUAACUCUGGUUAAAGAUAAAAAAAACUGUGGUUCUUGUUGGGCAUUCUCUGCAACUGGAGCCAUUGAAGGAAUUACCAAGAUAGCUACACAUUAUCUUCCUUCUCCUUCUGAACAACAACUCGCAUCUUGUGACAAGUAUGACUCUGGUUAUAAAGAAGGGUGGUUUUGUGACGCAUUUGGAUAUGUCUUUGAAAAUCAUGGUAUUGCCUCAGAAAGCGAUUAUCCAUAUAUAGCUAAAGAUAGUCCCUGCAAUUCCACACUGGCGAAAAAGAUAUCUGCUACUAUUGAAGGCUAUGGUUGUUGGGUGACACCUAUAUCAGAGGAAUCUCUUAAAUGUGCUGUUUACUCACAGCCAAUUAGUGUUAACAUAUAUGCAAGCAAAAGCUUGAAGCAGUACGCAGGCGGAAUUUUUACUGGGGACGAUUGCUCAUCAAUUGGUUCAUGCGAAAUUAACCAUGCUGUAUUGAUUGUGGGAUAUGGUACUUGGAACGGUCAAGAUUACUGGGCUGUCAAAAACUCAUGGGGAAGCUCUUGGGGACAGUAUGGUUACAUCUUCAUCAAAAGAAACACAGGUUCUAUUGAAGGAGUAUGUAACAUGAAUUGUCAUGGUGGUGCCCCAACCAAAGGCCUACUUUUGAAGCUUGAUUCCUCUGCAUGA